Coccidioides immitis RS is the source of this 162-nucleotide messenger RNA. RefSeq lists its product as uncharacterized. The transcript has 2 exons. NCBI's taxonomy places the organism in Eukaryota, Fungi, Ascomycota, Eurotiomycetes, Onygenales, Onygenaceae. Bases 1 to 162 code for a protein of 53 amino acids. The record is from RefSeq and is a predicted model, not a curated record.
AUGGAUGAACCCAGGGAUCUGCCCGCGGCGCUAGGGAUCGAGAUGCGACAACAAUCUGGGGAAGGGUCGCCAAGGGGGAUCCGAGCCGAAGGAAGAUGGAGACGAGCUGCUCCACACAAAAGUUUGGCGGCAAAGAGGGGAAUGGAGGGGAACGAUAGUUAG